Meloidogyne enterolobii is the source of this 250-nucleotide messenger RNA. NCBI's taxonomy places the organism in Eukaryota, Metazoa, Nematoda, Chromadorea, Rhabditida, Meloidogynidae. The record is from the annotation of a GenBank genome assembly.
AAUGUUGCCUUUAUUUUAUUUUUUGUCCUUUUUCUCAUUUUAUUUUCCUUGUUUUAUUAAUUUCUAUUCUUUUUACUUUUCUCGACUCAACAGAUAUUUAUUUCCGUCAACUCCCUCACAUUGCAAGCUAUCCAUCCCCCUCCCUUCUUUUUUGUACUUCCUUUGCUUUAAAGGAUCUUUUGUCAUUUUUUCCAGCUAAUUGCCACUUUUUCCAUUCGUACCCCAAAAAAGCCCCUUUUUUUCUUCGAUU